CGCUUUUCCUGCUGUCCAAUGAAUUCACCAUUUUCUCUGCUUCCAGUCUUCCUCCCAUGGCUGCUACUUCUCUUUGCUCUUCGUGUCGGACCCACACUCCUAUCAGCACAGAGAUCAACUUACAUUGUCCACAUGGACAAGUCCUUCAUGCCCUCUGCUUUUCCCACCCACCACCACUGGUACUCCUCCGCCGUUGAUUCCCUCACCAUCCCAUCCAAUGGCCGUCUCCGUUCUUCUCCCAAGCUCGUCUACUCUUACGACAAUGUUUUUCAUGGAUUCAGCGCCGUCCUGUCAGAGAAUGAACUCAACGUCUUGAAGAAGUCCCCUGGCUUCGUUUCCGCUUAUAAAGAUCGGACCUUUGAGCUUCAAACCACAUAUACUCCCGCUUUCUUGAAGCUUAAUCCGGAAACAGGGCUAUGGCCGGCGUCCAAGUUCGGUGAGGAUGUGAUCAUCGGCGUGAUUGACUCCGGUGUGUGGCCGGAAUCUAAGAGCUUUAGAGACGACGGGAUGCCGGAGAUUCCAAAGAGGUGGAAGGGGAUUUGCAAGGUAGGAACGGAUUUCAAUUCCUCCUUGUGCAAUAGAAAGCUCAUCGGAGCUAACUAUUUCAACGCCGGAGUUCUCGCCGCCAACCCGGGGGUCAACAUAUCGAUGAAUUCCGCCCGUGACACCGACGGCCAUGGCACACACACGGCAUCAACCGCCACCGGGAACUACGUCGGCGGCGUCUCCCAUUUCGGCUAUGCUCCGGGCACGGCGAAAGGAGUGGCGCCCCGUGCUCGCUUGGCGGUUUACAAGGUCAGCUGGGACGAAGGGGCUUUUACUUCAGACCUCAUCGCCGGCAUGGACCAGGCCGUCGCCGACGGCGUCGACGUAAUUUCAGUGUCCAUCGGAUACCGCUUCAUUCCCCUGUACGAAGAUUCCGUCGCAAUCGCGGCCUUCGGAGCUAUGAUGAAGGGUAUCCUCGUAGCGGGAUCCGCCGGGAACAGAGGUCCUAGUGUAGGCACCGUAAACAACGCCGCACCUUGGAUAUUGACGGUUGGUUCCGGCCAUACUGACCGGUGGUUCGCUGGGACGCUGAAACUGGGCAACGGGAAAACAUUCAGGGGAUGGAGCUUGUUCCCGGGGAGAGCACUGGUGAAAAACGACAAUCUCCUUUACAACAAAACCAUUUCCGCCUGUGAUUCGUCGGAGCUUUUAGCCGAAGUCCCAAACCCGGCGGGUACUAUACUCAUUUGCGAGAAACCGGCGAACGACGACCCCGCGUUUAUCUCAUCACAAGUAGAUGCCAUUACUAAAGCUGGAUUUCAUGCCGCCAUCUUCAUCAACGACGACCCCGGGAUUUUCCGGUCAACGGUUUUUCCCAAUCCCGGAGUUUUCAUCAGCCCCAAAGAAGGGAAGGAAGUGAUCAGCUACGCGAAAACUGGGAAAGACCCACGAGCCACCAUCACAUUCCAAGAGACAAUCUUCGGGAAAAAACCAGCACCGGCGGUUUCAGCCUCUUCCGCCAGAGGUCCGUCCCGGAGCUACCUGGGGAUUUCGAAGCCCGAUAUAUUGGCGCCGGGAGUUUUGGUCUUAGCCGCCUAUCCCCCGAAUAGUUUUGCAGUGUCUGUUGGGACCAACAUUCAAUUGGGUGCAGAUUACAUUCUUGAAUCGGGGACGUCGAUGGCCUGUCCUCACGCAGCCGGAAUCGCCGCUAUGCUGAAAGGGGCACACCCCACUUGGAACCCUUCGGCAAUUAGGUCUGCCAUGAUGACAACAGCUAAUGCAUUGGACAACUCACGAAAACCAAUCAAAGACGCCGACGACGGCUCGGUCGCCACUUCUCUAGAUAUGGGUGCGGGUAUGGUCGACCCGAACAAGGCAGCUGACCCGGGACUCGUCUACGACGCGACUCCCCAAGACUACGUCAAUCUCCUAUGCUCAAUGAAUUUCACAGAGGCUCAGUUCCGAAGCAUAGCGAGAUCCUCGGGCGCCCACAAUUGUUCCGACCCGAACCCAGAUCUCAAUUACCCGUCCUUCAUUGCUCUGUACCCUCUGGGAGUAGACAAUGGAGUAUUCAAUUGGUUGGUCCGGACAUUCAAGAGGACCCUCACGAAUGUCGGGCCGGGUCCGGCUACGUACACGGCUAAGCUUGAAGUGCCUGAGAAUUCUACGAUGUCGGUGUCUCCUAGUAGGUUGGUGUUUGGGAAGAGGAACGAGAAACAGAGUUACAGUUUGAGGAUACGUUACAGAGGUGACGAGAAACAGAGCAAGUAUUCGGGUUCGGUUACUUGGAUUGAAGUCAACGGUUCACACUCGGUCAGGAGUCCGGUUGUGGUGUCAAAUACAGUUGACGUUUGGGAAUGAACAAGAACUUUGGGUGGGUUUACCAAAAACCGAAACAAUAACCGCAGAAAAUCACAUAUAUGGUCCCUCAGUUAUCCACGAAAUUAAAAUCUCAUACCUGUAGUUCUGAGAUUGUAAAUGUCAUCUCUCAAUUAUCCAAAAUGCUGUAAAUGUGGCCUUUUUGAGAGGUGAAAUAUACAAUGUGGGCGAGAGUAUAUUUCACUACUUAAAGGAUCACAUUUACAACAAUUUGGACAAUUGAGGGUGUCAUUUACAAUCUCAAAAAUACAGAUAUAAGAUUUUAAUUUCGUGGAUAACUGAGGGAUCACAUAUGCGAUUUCCCAUAAAUAAACAAAAUAUUUAAACUUUUAAUGCACUAGGCCCAUGUUUUCAGAAGCCCAAGCCCAAUUUCACUUUGCCUAACAAUCUUAUUGAGUAUGUAAGGACUUACAUGGUUAGUUGUUUGAGUAAACACCCAAUAUAAUUAUAUUGGAUGUGGUUAGCUGCUAUUGAAGAGGAAGCUCACUCAUUUCUCAGAUGUGGGAUAAAGGGCUGUGGAAACAAAAUGAAAAAUUGAAGCAUUGAAUAAAAUUAUAGCGCCCCCGGGAUUCAAACAAGGGACAUCUGUGUCAGAAACUCGCUUGGCAACCGUCUUGCACGAGAACUUCGUUUGUUGUUCUAGGACUGCUAUCUAGUUUAUAUACAUUUAAUAAAGGUCAUUACUAUUAAUUUAUUAUAAUUAUUAUUAAAAAAAUGUCGGUUCGGUUCGGUUCAAACCGAUAUAUUAGAACUAUAAACUGAUUUCGAACCGAUUUUUUUCGAAUCCCAAUUUUCAGGUCCCAAAUUAUAUCGGUUCGGUUCAGUUUUUUUCAAAACGGUUCGGGAUUUUUCGGUUCGGUUUUCAUUUUUCGGUAUAAAAUGCCAGCCCUAGUCUUCUCCAUCUUCAAAAAAAUGCUUCUAGGAGUAAUUUGAAAC
Molecule: messenger RNA, 3300 nt
Organism: Cuscuta europaea
Lineage: Eukaryota; Viridiplantae; Streptophyta; Magnoliopsida; Solanales; Convolvulaceae
Source: the annotation of a GenBank genome assembly